Molecule: messenger RNA, 496 nt
Organism: Acaromyces ingoldii
Lineage: Eukaryota; Fungi; Basidiomycota; Exobasidiomycetes; Exobasidiales; Cryptobasidiaceae
Exons: 2
Coding region: 189-449 (86 amino acids)
Source: RefSeq, a predicted model, not a curated record
UGAGCGAUGCGGGCUGCAGCUGUCACUGGCCUAGUAGCCACCGGGGUGUCUUGCUCGGAGAUGAUGACGAUGACGGAGCCGGUGAUCGGGAAAGCAGAGAGAGGCAGGGAGCAGAGCAGACGCCCAUUGACCAGCAGCCCAGACCGAAGUGGAGCGCAAUCGAAGCUCUUCGAGACUACAAAUGAUGUAUGACCUUGUCUUUACUAUUACAAUGGGGAAAUGAGCGUCCCAGCAGCGAAGCGAGCGAAUGUAUGCCACUAUUUCUCUCGCUCCUUUCCCACCUUCUCCUCUUUCACCCUCCUCCCUCCUCGCCCAUCGAUGCAAUUGCCGCUACGUUGGCGUCGACGAGGGCUCCUCCCUCUUUUGACCCAACCGCGUCGUCUUCCGCGUGGCUCCCCUCCUCCUCUUGGCCGUUUUCUGCGCUCUCAGCCAGCACCCUCCAGGCGUGACCUUGUCGCGGACUAAAACGCUCCUGUGCCCGCCUGGCAAGCCCCAU